CUAAACAAGAAGAAGAACGAAACUUUUGUUUACGCCGGAUAAAUUUUGUUUUGAAACAAUAAUCUUUGUGCAAACAGUUUAACAAUUAACUGACGAGUUUUCUGGUUAUUGAUUAAACUGUCGCCUCACUGGGUAUCUAGUCAAAGACAGAACGAUGUAAAUUUUAAAGUUCGGUUUUCGAAAUGAGAAAGAGAGUGUGGUGAACGAAUAAGAAUGCAAGCCAUUCAUGAGUCAGUCCGUGAUCAAUCCCUGGCCGUCGGCCACAACAAAGAUAACCGAAAACAAUAUAUUUGUGAUUCCUGUGGAUUGACUUUGUUUUCACGAUCGGGCAUCCACAGCCACAUCCUGCACAAGCAUUUAGGCCUACAGACAUCUGCUGGUGCCCAGACCAAAACUGAAGUAUGUACUGUUUGCGGAGUGUAUGUAACGAAGAGGAAUUUCAAGGAUCAUGUCAAUUCCCACUCUGCAGCUAGGGACUAUAAAUGUGAAUUUUGUGGAUCAGCCGUAAAGUCUGUCUACACGUUAAGGAAACACAUCAAAAGGGUUCACAUGAAAAGCAAGUCAUCGACACUACCAACAACUAUCCAAAAAAUUGAGUGUGAAAUUUGUGACAAACAAUUUUCCAGUUCUGAAGGACUGCGACGGCAUGAACUGAGAUACCACAGCGACAACGAAAACAUUAGGUGCCAGGUCUGUGGCAAAAAAUCGCUCACAAUUGCUGAACACAACUAUCAUAUGCAAAUCCAUUCGUUGGAGCGGAAAUAUCAAUGUGAAUCUUGUGAGCUUCGAUUUGCCAGGUACGAGGGUCUGAAAAAUCAUCGCAUCAAACAUAAGUCGGACUGGUCGUACAAAUGUGGAUUGUGUUUGAAAGUAUUUAAACAUUCGUCGUCUGUAUCGGGUCAUCGAAAAUCGCACAAAGUGAACGGUUAUUAUCAUUGUGGAUGUUGUGACGAUCGUUUCAAAGAUUAUGCUCAACUGAAAAAUCAUUUUGUUAAUUCGGGUCACAGUUUCUAUGCUAAAGUUAAGCGGCAAACUGAAUAAAUUAUUUAUUAAG
Messenger RNA from Bradysia coprophila, 1054 nucleotides. Its product is annotated as zinc finger protein 141-like. NCBI's taxonomy places the organism in Eukaryota, Metazoa, Arthropoda, Insecta, Diptera, Sciaridae. The record is from RefSeq and is a predicted model, not a curated record.